AUGACUAAAGUCGAAAAAGUGUCGUUUGAGGAAGCUCUUAGUUCAACAGGUUUUGGUAAGUUCAAUGUAUGCACGUUCCUGCUAUGCAGCACCGUUAUAAUGGGAACGGCUACCGAGAUCCUGUCGGUGGCCUACUUGGUACCAGCUAGCGCAUGUGAGCUGCUUACUACUAAUACACAACAAGGACUGAUGGCUGCUUUCCCUCUGUUGGGCAUUGUCGUAACGUCACAUUUCUGGGGUUAUCAGGCGGAUACUCGAGGUAGAAAAAAGGUGAUGUUGGCUGCUAUGAUAGCCAGCUCAAUCACUAGCAUCUUGUCCUCUUUCUCUCCCGAUUGGAUCACUUUUACCGUUUUUAAAUUUCUAUCUUCAGGCUGUGUAGCAGGAGCUCUCGCCAUCGUGUUGACACUACUCAGCGAAUGUACGCCAGCAGCAAAAAGAGCUCUUUUUAUCAUGUUUUCUUCUUCUGUGUUCCUCAGCUCUAACAGCAUUAUAGCAAUCAUCGCUAUCCCAGUGCUCCAGCUGAAGUUCUCUUACUACAUCCCGUUUCUCAAUAUCCAGUUCUGUUCCUGGAGAGCUUUGUGUUUGAUCAUCAGUAGUUCCUGUGUUCUGGGCUUGAUCGGUGUCUGUUUUCUGUAUGAGAGUCCAAAGUACCUUAUUAGCGUAGGCGAGGAAGAAAAAGCUUUGAAGAUUAUGCAAAAUAUAUUUGUUAUUAAUAAAAAUAAGAGCAAGGAGGAAUAUCCCGUAAAAUCAAUGUUUCUAGACGAGUCGACUGGAGCACAUGUUUCUAAAGGCUUUUUCUCUUCGAUAUUGGAUCAAACAAUACCAUUGUUCAAACAUCCUCUAUUAAAUAAAACAAUAUUGCUUUCUGUUCUUCUAAUUAUGCUUUUAAUGAGCAUUCAGCCUUAUCUGGUCUGGUUCCCAUACAUGAUAGAUGGUUUCAUGAAAUCUGUGCAGACGGGUGAAGAAAACUUGACCUUUUGUCAAAGAUUGAGAGCUUCCCAAAAUGCUACUGAAACUAUGGAGGUGAGUGACUGUUCCAUCAACAAGUUCGCUCUGACAAUAGUGUUCGGUGUUGGUAUCCUGCUUUCCGUCAUCAACAUCAUCCUGUCUACGUUGGUCAAGUACAUUGGGAGGAAACGAUUGAUCAUUAUCAUCCAAUUCGUCGCCGGGUUGGGUGCCGUAUGCCUUAAUUUCAGCACGCAGUGGAUUCUCAGCGGGUUUCUUAUCAUCGUGUUCAUUGCAGGGAUGAUUAACUUCGGGAUGAUCACCAGCGUCAGCGUCGAUCUUUUCCCAACUCACGUCAAAGCAAUGGCAGUGUCCUUCACGCUGAUGGUGGGUCGAGCCAGUGUUGUGGUUGGCAUCAAUGUACUGAAACAGUUGCUGCAUGUAAACUGCGAAGCUUCGUUCUAUAUGUUCGGUGCCAUAACAUUACUUUGUGGAGUUGUUUGCUUCUUGUUGCCGAGAGACGCGAAACCGCCUUCAAAUAAAUGUACUGAAACUUGA
Molecule: messenger RNA, 1503 nt
Organism: Diatraea saccharalis (sugarcane borer)
Lineage: Eukaryota; Metazoa; Arthropoda; Insecta; Lepidoptera; Crambidae
Source: the annotation of a GenBank genome assembly